CUAAAAUUGAAGGUCGUACGUCUACGUACGAAAUCAAAAGAUGACUCAGUUUCUCGCCUUAUUCAGGGAAAAAGUGAUGGAUGAGACAUGGUUUGAAAACAAUAAACUGAAUACGCUGACUGAGAAAAACACUCAGCUAUUUCGUAGAAUAUCAAGACUUGAAGAAUCUCUAAAUUCGCUGGGGAAUAUUAAACCAGUUGAAAGAACACAGUAUGAACUGAGCAACAAAGUCAAUGGAAGUAUCUUAAAAGACAAAUACUCUUCGUUUCUGCUCCAUGAUUCGCCUGAUCAGAGGAUAUUUGGGGAUCAGAAAAAUCUAUAUUACAAUUUAGAAACAAUAAGUAUUGAUAAACGUUUAGAAGCUAUGGAAAAGAAAUUGCGUAAUCUCUUUGUUGGAUCAAAUACGUCAGCUUCAUCAGAUGUUUUGAAUAAAUAUGCAGUAAAAAUCGUUACAGAAACUUACCAUCCAAUUACAACAUUCAGUCAACACUGUGCAGAGUGUUGUAAAAAUCUAAAUGAAUUGCGAUCUUGUAGUCAUUGUUUAAAUCAUUCAGCUCGUAGUAAUUGUACAGUUCAAACGGUGGAUAUUCUCAAAAAAUGUCAAUAUAUUGAUAAAUCAGUUCAAACAUUAUGUAAUGAAUCAACAACUAUUGUUACAUAUCCAAAAUACUUUAAUGAAAAAGCAACAAUUACAAAUGAAAAUCAAAUUAUUUCAAAAUUGCAAAUGAAUAAUCAAUUAACUUCAUUUAUUUUCCCCCCUAAUAAUCAUUCACAUAUUAAUCAAUCAAUAAUCGAUCGAAACGGUAUUUCAAAAGAUAAUGAUGAUGAUAAUGAAUCUGUAUCUAAAUUUACAUCUAGUGAAUGCCUUGAUAUUAUUGUAACACCCGAUUUUGAGAUGGAUAGAUUGAAACAAACUGAUUAUUUAAAAGUUCAAUUAAAUAAUAAUCAACAUAUUGGUUUGGAUCAAAUAAGACAAACACAAAGUGUAAGUAGAAAAUUUUGAUAUAUAAAGUUUAUCUGGCAAUACUUUUAAUAAUUUGAAAUAGUCAAUAUAUAUAUAUUACGGAAACUGGGAACCUUCCUACAAUCUUAUCCAUCAUUCUAAAGACCCUUUUGCAUAUUUUUUUUAAUACACUCGUCUGAAAUUCUAAGGCCUGUUUUAAAUUCACUGUCAUUUGUUUAGAUAUGAUUAAUUAUCUAUAUGACUAGAAUAUUUUUAAGUAAUAGUGAUACAUUAAAAUGAUGAUGAUGAAAUCAGUCAUGAUAGUUUCUACAAUUGAUUAAUCACUGCUCAGUGAUCAAUGUCAUAUAUGUCUAUUACUUUUCAGUGUUGCUUAAGUUGUAAUGUGGUCAUCAGUAUAUAUGUGACUCACCAUCGUAUGAACUAUGUUAAGAUGUACUGUGACGGUCAAAGUUAGUCGACAGUAUAUUUGUAUUUCUUUAUUUUAUUUACAAAUUUGAGUAUAUCGCUUAAAAACAUACUUAGUCAUCUGUGUAGAAUGUCAGGUAAGACAACUAAUUGGAAUAUGAUUAGUUGAGUGUUGGAUAUAGUGGGACAUGAUUAAAAUUCAUGGUCUAUAACUUAACUUACACAAAAUUGGUAAAACAUUUCACAUCUAUCUGAAUGUACCAUUCAAAUUUGCUUGAACUAUGUGUUUACCUUCUAGUCUUUUGAAGGACUUGGUUAAUUCGUCUCUUAUUUUAUGGGGUCUCUGAUUUUUUUCUUCUCUGUUUUAUGUAUUCUACUGAUUAUAUUAGUGGUUUUAGCCGGAACCAAUGUGAUGUGUAAAAGGGCUAUAUUGAUAUAGAUAACUUAUAAAAACAAAAAUAUAUGCUUGAAAAUUUUAAUCGAUCAGUGCUCGGAGAUUUGGUUGAUUUCCUUUGAUAUCCAACUAGAAAAAACUUAAAAACUACAGAAGACUAAAGAUUACUUUCCUCCUUCCGAAGGCUAAAUUGUGCCAUGAUCACCCUGAAACCAAAAUCUUAUGCGAUUAAUCUCACCCAAAGUCACAAUUAAACACUGCUAACCAGCCUAAAUCUAUAAUGAAACAGCUUCUUAUAACUCUUUGUUUCCCAAUUAUUUUCUAGUCCGCUGUACAAAUUUCUCCCAAUAUUUGGUUAGUCACUAUGUUAUUCAGUAUCUUGUUCCGCUGACAUGGUAUAGUAUGAUAUAGUAAUGACAAGAGCUAUUUACAAAUAAAUAUUUCACUGUUAAAAUGAUUUAGUGAUAUAAUCUAUUCGUGUUAAAGAUUGAAUCACAUGUAUGUUCAGAUGCAUACCAAAGGAUUUUAUUAACCUAUAGUAUUAGAUAGCUUAGUAACAAGGCUUUUAUUACCAUGAUCAAUCACAUUCACAUGGCAGACAUUGAGAAAAGUAGUGGAUUUAUACGUAGCUCCUUCGUUGACAUAACACAUCCUAAUGAUUAUAAUCUAAACUACCUAUUCAUACAGUGGUCACAAUUGAUUCCCCAUCUAUAAACAAGAUAGAUUAUCUUAUCAGGAGACAACGAAGUGUAAUUUUUUAUUUUCCACAGAAUUAUCUGAGGGGUUUACUCUGCCUUUUACUCAAUAAAUGAUGUGGAUAUUAAACUUUACGACAAUCGUCUGCUAAUUUGUUUUUUCAAUCUGAGUUUUCAAGUUCUUUUUAUAUAAGUCUCGUGCCUACUUCUUUCAUACACAAAAGUAGUGAGUGAUAGUGUACAGUAUUAUUUAUGAAUAGAUAUUGUAAACGAAGUAGAAACCACCAAAUUUCGGCAAAAUAGCAAUUAUACGUAACUAGAAGUAUCAUAAAUCGACGCAUCUUUCGCGUUACUGAAAUACUUUAAAUUAAUAAACUAUUUACAUGUAUUUUGUUUUAGUUCGAAUCUGGAUUGAACAAUGAAGAAAAUUAUAUUGAUAUUGAUAAAAUUCCUGCCACUUCAAGAUCAUAUAAACAAAACAAAACUUUCGAACCUAACUUUCAUUAUGGAACUAUGGAACCGAGUAUUCACAAUUCUCGAAAACAAUCUACAUUAGAAUCGUCUUUCGAAACAAUAUAUGAUCAAACAAAAUUGUGCUAUAAACUUUAAUACGUAAAAGUUUAUUGGGAAUUUGUAAUUUUCACAGCCAAUCAAGUAUCGACGAUUAUUUGAACAGAAAUUAUCCAAGAAAAAUAAAAUAAAAGUUAUUCUUGAA
This is a messenger RNA of Schistosoma bovis, 3173 nucleotides long. The record is from the annotation of a GenBank genome assembly. NCBI's taxonomy places the organism in Eukaryota, Metazoa, Platyhelminthes, Trematoda, Strigeidida, Schistosomatidae.